This is a messenger RNA of Ectocarpus sp. CCAP 1310/34, 2655 nucleotides long. NCBI's taxonomy places the organism in Eukaryota, Phaeophyceae, Ectocarpales, Ectocarpaceae. The record is from the annotation of a GenBank genome assembly.
AUGACCUCCGUUGGUGCUUCGGAUCCCGCGAUGGCACCGGAAUCCUCCGGGCAAUCGUCUAACUCGCUGAAGAAUCUGAGCUCGAAGGUGGUCAAGGGUCUCGGACAUGUCCCCGCCCCAAAACCGAGGCUGUCGACCGAAAUGGCUGGUGGGAUGGGCUUCGAAGGGAGCAUGCUAGGGGAGGUUCUGGUUUCAUACUCGAUGAGCUCGUUGCCACCGGCGAAACGGCAUUCUAUAAGCGCAACCUCUGCCCACUUCGAGCAGCUGGCGGCGGAGGCGGGGAUCGAUCUUGACGCCGAUGAGAUACACAUGGAGGAUCUUCGGAUGUAUCGCAUAGAGGACGAAUCUGGGUACGCGCUUGGUGGGGGGGAGGAUGGUGACGACACGGAUGACGAUGGCAAUGACGACGACGAAAACAACCUGCUCGACAGCAACAGCCAUCAUACAAACCCCGGCGGUGACGGCAACAGAUCAGGGAACCAAAAGCUCGCGCACAAGGAGCGCAGCAUCUUGCAGAUGGUGGACGUUCUGAGCGACCGCCUCACCAGCCUGAACGCCGUUGUCAUCAACCGCUACAAUGGCUGCAAGUCCGAUCUCGACGAGGCCACCGAUUUUCGCUCGUCGCAAACCAGGGCGAUGGCCGUGAUUGCCGAGGAAGGCUGGAACAGCUCCACCCCGCGAAAGGGGACCGACAAAGCCAAGCAGCGAUCGACCAUUUUCAACCAAGGAGGAGGCAGCAACGGGGGAGAGGGGGUGGACGCCAGCGAUGCUCUAGCGGCGCCGCGAAUGACGUUCCGAAAUGCCCCACAGACCGAUGCCGGACGGAAACUUGCGCAUCAAUUCGAGCAGGAGUACGGGCUGAAACAGGCCUCAAGCGCCACGCCAAAAUUCAACAAAACAAUGACGGGAAAGCUGAAGCGGGUCGACCAUUACAAGAAGAACGAGUCCCGAAAGCACGAGCGCCUGCACUUCGAGCGCAAACUGCAGUCGAACCUCGACCAGUACGUCACUCGCGCGGUCACCGAGCUCGUUUACCGCAUUCCCGGCGGUAUCGCGGACAUCGGUGACGAAGACGACGAAGCGGAGAGGAGGGGGCGGAGGGGCGAAGGAGGAGGUCAAGACGGCACCCUUGUUCACGAAAAUGGUACAGGAGAGCCACGCGGGGAAAGCGCGCACGCCACGUCUGAUCCCCGUGCUCUUGCAGACAUCAUGGCACAAGAGCGGUUUCCCAUCCCCAUGGAGCCGAACGAGAUGAACCCGAAGCUGCUGUUGUCCUACGCCUGCGAGCGCACGGUUCUCCCCGGCGGGGCGCGCAUGUUCAAGCACUUCGCAACCUCGUUGGAGUCUCAGCACCUCUUCGUCUACAUCUUCUGGUUCAUCCACUGCAAAUUUUUUCAGGAAGACAGCCGGCGGGAACAGGCGCACCUCUUGCGAUCCGUCUCGAAUUGCUACGUAGGUGUUCUUGGGACGGACGGGAUGGAGGACUACAAGGAUUUUUUCUUCAAGCACUACCCUUUCCUCGUUGCAAACGCCGUCAUCUGGGGUUUCCACUACCUCUGCCCCGGGUCUCGGCACCUCUACUCCAACGCGUUUAAGCGGGUACUGUACCUCCAGUGCGCGAGGAUAUUGAGCGGAAUCGAGGUAACACCGUCUUGCACCACCGAGAUGAGAACCAAGCUAUUUCCCGACGAGGCCGCAGAAGCCAUGGACGAGCUAGAGUACCAUCCCCACCACGUGCACGCCCCGGGGACGCGAGCAACAACGGGGGCGAGCGUUGGCAUGGCUGCGGCCGUGGUUGCGGCAACAUCAGCUUCAGGAGGGGGAGGGUCGGGACCACCAUCAACAGCCGGGGGGGGGUCUCCGCCGUCGGAAACCGAAGGCGGAGCCGGGGCUGGCGGGGGGAAGAGAUCACCCAACGGGGGGGACAAGGAGGGCGGCCCUUCGCCGGCAUCUAAAGAAAGCGGGAGAGGCGGUGGCGGUAGUGGUCCUGGGAAAGGAAAGAAAGAAGGGGUCGCAGGAGAAGAAGGAGGAGACGGAGCAGGAGGAGGAGGCGAGGAGGGCACCAUAAUUCAGCGAAUGAACAAGACAUUCCGGCCGGACCCUUUGAUGGCGUACACUGGGGACCGGAGCACGUUGAGGUUCAAGCCGAAGAGGCAAGAGGGCUUGACAACGCUCAGGCCGCGGCAGCAACGCACCAUCUUCGACGCGGCCCAGAUAUCGCCGAUGCUGCAGGUGAACGAGGGCGAAAGACAAUUGCACACAGCCGCCCUUCUUCGCGCCGCCAACAACCGAACGUCCAAGGAAUAUCUGAGGCAGAGCAGCUCCACCGCUGGCCGACGGUCUGAGAACAUCGUCCGGACUGUGCCAGUGCCGUGGUGCCAGAGCGGGGGGUCCGACACCUACCGGCGACAUCCUUCGAGAAAAGAGCUGCACGAUGCCAUGAAUGCCGAGCAUGCCAAGGCGAAGAGAGAGUUCGCAAGGGGAAAGGCGCAGGCGGUGAAAGCGCUACGACGGACGCUUCGAAAGGUGGACGCGGACCGACAGUCGAUCUUUAAGAAAGGGCCACGGCAGGUGGGGCUGAAGAGCAUGGACAUCGUUACCGACCUGCAGCAGCAGGGAGCGUUCAAGGGAUUCAAGAGAUUGACCGGCCGCUAG